AUGUCCGCAGAAGAACAAACAGUGCAACUCUUGGGCAAAAGCGCAGGCUAUGGUGUCCUUGUCGGAGUCGGGGCGCUCUUUGCCCUCGCCAUUGUCGUGGCCACAAAGCUCAUGAACAAGUACUUGCACGAAGACCCAAACUCCACCGAGAUGUUUAUGGUUGCAAAUAGAUCUGUAGGAACGGGAUUGACUACCAGUGCCGUCUAUCUGUCGUGGAGUUGGGCCACCGAGUUCUUGUGGUGUGUCACCAUGGUGUACUUGUACGGGGUCAUGUCGGCGUUCUGGUACGGUGCUGGACUCACGGUGCAGAUCUGUCUCAUGUCGGUACUUGGGAUCGAGGCCAAAAAGAAGAUCCCUGCUAGUCAUACCUCGUUGGAAAUUGUAGAGUUGAGAUAUGGUAAAGCCUGUCACAUCUUGUACAUGUUCUUGUCGUUAGUCAACAACUUGUUGUCAUGUGCCUCGAUGAUUUUGGGUGCUGCUGGUGCCAUCUCUGUCAUUGCUGGGAACCUCCACAUUGUUGCCAGUACCAUGUUGAUCCCAUUUGGUGUCUUGCUUUACACCACCGUGGGGGGUUUGAAGUCUACUUUCCUUACCGACUUUGUUCAUUCUUUCAUUCUCUUGAUUGUCUUGUGUUACAUCUCUACAUCCAUUUUGGCUCAUGAGGAAAUUGGUGGCAUUGGUGGUCUCUACGACCUUGCCCUUAAACAUGACGGGCAAAGAUUCAUUGAGGGUAACUACAAGGGAUCUCUCUUGACUGGGAAGUCCCAGGGAGCCAUCUUUUUCGGGUUAAUUCAUGCCAUUGGUGAUACUGGGUUGACGGUAAUGGAUAGUUCCUUCUGGCAAAAGAGUUUCAGUGCAGACCUUAAAUCUUCUGUCCCUGCCUAUAUUCUUGCCGCUGUGUUCAUCUUUGCCAAUGUGUGGCCCUUGGGAACCAUUGUUGGACUUGCCAAUGUCAUCCUCGAAGACAGUCCUUCAUUCCCCACCUAUCCACGUAAGAUGACUUCCUAUGAAAUCAACAAUGGGUUUGGUUUACCCUACGUCUUGAAGACUUUACUCGGGGAUGGAGCCCUUGGUGCAUUGUUGCUCAUCAUCUACCUUGCCGUGACUUCCACUGUUAGUGCCCAGAUGAUCUCUGUCAGUAGUAUCAUGUCCUUUGACAUCUACAAGAAAUACAUCAAGCCAGACGCCCAGAACAAACACUUGAUCAGGGCCUCUCACUUUGGAGUGGUGUUUUUCGGACUUUUUGCCGCUGGGUUCUCCGUCAUGCUCCAUUAUGUCGGUGUCGACAUGACCUGGAUGGGUUACUUCUACUCCAUGCUCAUCUGUCCCGGGGUGUUCCCCUUAAUCUUCACAAUCACCUGGUCGAGACAAACAACGUUGGCGGCAUUUGUGUCCCCCAUCGUGGGAAUGCUCUCAGGGAUUGCUGUCUGGUUAGGAACCGCCUACGCCUUCUAUGGCGAGGUCACCAUCUUCAGUACCGGUCAGCAAUUACCCUGUUUGUACGGAUCGAUGACCACCUUGCUUCUCCCAGCCGUGCUCUCGAUCGUCUUGUCCUUAACCAUCAACCCUUCAAAGUUUGACUGGGACAAGUUCAAAGAGGCAAAGCUCAUUGUGAUGGUCGAGGAGGAUGACACCUCAAUCUCCGAAAAGGAAUCUAUUGUAGAGCCCUCAACCAAUGAGACCGAGUCGAAAAAGGCUAUCGGUGACAACGUGCUGGUGGAUGACAUCGAGGCUAGUGAUGUUGAACUACAAUCACUGGAUGAAGAUACUCUUGCCCGGGAUAACGAAAGAACAUUUAGUCUCUACUACAAGCUCGCCUACGGUUCCACAAUCUUCACUCUCUUGUUGACGUGGGUGGUCUGGCCCUUGCCUCUCUACCGUGACUACAUCUGGAGUCGUCCGUUCUUCAUUGGAUGGACGGCUGUCAGUGUGGUGUGGAUCUACUUGGCGUUCCUUGUUGUUGGUGUGUAUCCUCUUUGGGAUGGAAGACACGAGCUUGCCAAGGUGUUCAGAGGUGUUUGGAAUGAUUACCUUGUGAAAAAGUGA
Molecule: messenger RNA, 2046 nt
Organism: [Candida] anglica
Lineage: Eukaryota; Fungi; Ascomycota; Pichiomycetes; Serinales; Debaryomycetaceae
Source: the annotation of a GenBank genome assembly